AUGCUAAAUGUGCGCAGCGUCCUGGUGACAGGAUCCAACCGAGGAAUUGGCUUGGAGCUGGUCCGGCAACUGGCAGGGAAAAGCAAGGGGCCAGAAUGGGUCUUUGCCACCUGCCGGGACCCAGAGGGACCACGUGCUCAGGACUUGAAGAGCUUGGCUGCCAAAUAUCAGUGUGUCAAAAUCCUCCCAAUGGAUAUUAAUGAUCUGUCCAGCAUCAAGACAGCUGCUGCCAAAGUUACUGAACUCCUGCAAGGAGCCGGGCUGAAUCUCCUGAUCAACAAUGCUGGGACCGUAAAGGGAAGCACUCUCGAAUCGGAGACGGCAGAGGACAUGGCCGAAGUGUACAAAACCAAUGUGAUAGGGCCCAUGCUGGUGAGCCAGGCUUUCCUGCCCUUGCUGAGGAAGGCGUCUCAGGAAAGCCCCCAGAAAGGCCUGAGCUGCAGCAAAGCCGCCAUUGUCAACGUGUCCAGUGAAGGAGGCUCCAUCGCUAAUGUCGACGGGUGGAUUCGUGGGCAGAUAACUAAUUACCGCUGCAGUAAGGCCGCUCUGAACAUGCUCAGCCGGUGCCAGGGCCUGGGAUUUGCAGAAGAUGGGAUCCUGUGCAUCGCAUUGCACCCUGGAUGGGUGCAGACGGACUUGGGGAACGUAACGGCCGCUCUGAACAUGCUCAGCCGGUGCCAGGGCCUGGGAUUUGCAGAAGAUGGGAUCCUGUGCAUCGCAUUACACCCUGGAUGGGUGCAGACGGACUUGGGGAACGUAACG
This is a messenger RNA of Gekko japonicus, 762 nucleotides long. Its product is annotated as C-factor-like. The annotation marks the transcript as partial. The record is from RefSeq and is a predicted model, not a curated record. The transcript has 6 exons. NCBI's taxonomy places the organism in Eukaryota, Metazoa, Chordata, Lepidosauria, Squamata, Gekkonidae.